AGCCCUCAAACCAGGGAUUAUAUAUUCUCGAAGAGGCAGAGGCGAAAAGGAGCAGCAGCCGCGGCGCGCACGCACGCACUCACGCACGCCCAGCUUAAGCACCUGAUACGAAGACAUGGAGGGGUUGCUAAGCGGCGCCUGCGCGCGCCUCCCGGCUGCGCUCCUCCUCCUCCUCCUCAUCUCCCACCUGAGGCUGAGCUCCGGCGCGUGCCCGUGCGAGGACCCCGCGCUCUGCAACCCCAUCUCCGGAGCCAGGGACUUCGAGGUGCGCAAGCGCCAAACAACCUCUUAGGCGUGGGGAGGGGGAGAGAGGAGAGGAGGGCGCGGUUGCUUGGUGAGAGCACGUGACGCUCCUCUCAGCCAAUCCUCGACGGUGUUGGUGAGGGUGGGGAGAGAGAUCGGGAGGUGGUGGUAACUUGGAAGGUUGUUCCUGUCAGGGGUGGUGAGGAAGCCUCGCCAGACGUUGCUGAACUACAAAGUCCCGUCCCAUCCCCAGCAAGCAUAGCCAAUGGCUAGGGACGACGGGAGGUGGUUGUUCAGCAACACCUGGACCAGGGUUUCCCCGAACUUGGGUCCCCAGCUGGUUUUGGACUACAGUUCCCAUCAUCCCUGACCAAUGGUCCUACUAGCUAGGGUUGAUGGGAGUUGUAGUCCAAAAAACCAAACAGCUGGAGACACAACUUGGAGAAACACUGAUCUGGAAGGCUGAAGCUUCCAUACAUAUCCCGCAGUGCUUGCUAAGUCCGCCAUGCCCUCUCCAUAGGCAGAGAUUCAGCAACUGCAAGUUUUCUGCACCACACAGAAAGCUUCACCUGUUGGGUUUCUGCUUUUCAUGCAGUUGCUGAAGGCACUGGUGUCCUCUCAAGGAAGGCACAAAACCUGAAUAUUCUUUGGGGGCUUAUAUGUAACUCUGGGCUUCCCCUUGUUGAAAACUGAUUGGCACUGCCCUCUGUGGCCAAAACACUAGGAGAAUGAGUUAAAACAGAGGCUAUGCAGUGGGAAAAGAGAAUCGAAGGAAACAACCGUUUCCUGUUGUGGCUCUAGCCAUGUGAAAGUCAAGAGUUUCCUACACACAAUUUCUUUAUGUAGGUAAGCAGGAGGCAUUAUCAGAGCUCAAGGACACAUCCCACCUACGCAAAAGCAGCAGUGGAAGGCAUGAAGUAGGUCUAGCGAGGAGAGAAUAUAUAUCCUAGAGAGAAAGCCUGGCUUGGGCAAAGGACUGAGGGCCAGAUAGAAAGAUAUUGAGGGUCACAUUUAGCUCCUGGGCUUAAGGUUCGUUAUCUCUGCUGUGCAUAAUAAAUAUAUAGCCAUCAUGGCUGGUGGCAAUGGAUAGCCUUAUCCUUCAUGAAUUUGUCUCAUCUCCCAUUUUAAGCUGUCCAAGGUGCAAUCUACUCACAUAUUUUUAAAAUGCUGUGAAAAUGCUUUUUUAAAAAACGUUUUGAAAAAUACAUUGAAUUUGGCAUAGCUCACUGUCACCACCUAGUGUCACAUCUGUAUAUUGCACUUUACAACACAUUUAAAACAUUUUAUUUUCAGCUGUAUAAGCUGAGUCCCAAGUUGCAAUGCAUAGAUUGCAAUCUUGUGCAUAAUUAAACCUGUUUGGAUCCAUAGAUUUCAAGGGGCUUAGGUGUAUCUUGUCCUCCGUUGAAAUGUAUACAGGACUGUUUUAUUUAUUUUUCAUUUGAACAUCCUCUGUUUUUACCACAACACUGCUGAACCGUAAUAGUCCCUUUUACUGAGAAAAUUUGUCUGAGGCAGAUAUGUAUCUGAGGAAAUGAAACCAAUGUGCCCUGCCCCUUCAGGCAUGCUUCUAAUUGUUAAAAUGCUCAAAUUAGAUGGGAAGUGCAUCUCACCUACUUAUCUGAAAGUUAACUCCCAAAUGUAUUGUCUCCUGCUUCCCAGGGAUAAUUGGUUGAGCCCUGGAAAAUCCUCACCAACUUAUAUUACAAGAUGUUCUGUGGGUUGCUGCCUAGAAGUGGUUUAAUUAAUGAUACCCAUCUUUGUGCUUCACAUUAGUCAGUAAACCUUGAAUUUUAGCUAAUCUCUUUAAAGAUAAUACUUAUUUGAAAGGAUAAAUGUUUAUCAUGAGAUCCCAUAAUUUAGCGAACUAUCUUAUUUGAUCCAUACAAAGAUUAAGUCUCUUUAGAGCCAUCGUUUUUUGACAAUCUACUUCAUGAAUUAGGAACACUACUAGCAUUUGACUAUGAGAGCCUAUUGUGGGAGCUACACUGAUGACCUAUGAGGGCUUUCGUGUUUUUUUCUGGUCCUUAUCUCUUUGUGUUGCACCUGCCUUUAGAGUUUUAAGGCACUGGGUGCAAAUUAUUUUAUUUACCUGUACAUUUAAUGGUGUUCAGUAGGUUUAGCUGAGUUGUGUCGCUGCUGUUGCCACUGGCUUUUAAUUUUUGAUUAUCAUGUAACUUAAGUGUUGGUGGGCUUAAAUACAGACGAUUUUUGUGCUUAUAGUGUUGUAAGCCACCUUGAGGAUUUCUGUUGAACAAUUGAUAGAACUCUAUUGAAUAAGUAAUAACCAAAUGAACAAAUAAACGAUGUAAAUUACACCAAUAACAAGAGUUAGCACAUCUGGCUGUUGCAGGGGGAGAGAUAGAUUUUUACUAUUUUUCUUUUUCUUUUUGCUAUGCCUCUGCAGGUCUUUAUAUUUGACAUUGGUGGGCAGGCCUGGAAAUUUUAUGACUGGUCACAUAUUACUACAGUGGCGAUUUUCGGAAAAUACGACCCUGAGCUUAUGUGUUACGCCCAUUCAAGAGGAGCCAGAGUUGUUUUAAAAGGUACGUUCUGCAGAGAACAUUUUGGUGUAUCGUCAGCAUCUUGUAUGCGUUUUCUCAUACGUAAUCUCCACUGAGUUACUCCUGUUAAGUGUGCACAGGAGCGCAACCUUAAUAAUUAUAUGAGAAUAUUGUGAUUGUGUGAAAGUAAGCUUGCACUGUCAACUUGCACCACCAGUCUCAGGACACACUAGCAAUCUCCAUUAUGUUAAGCUGCUUCAAGCACAAAGGGAUGAUGGACCGAUCAGUUUGUCUUUGGGGGAACUCUCUUUUGAAAUUUGCUGGCUUUAGAUUCAUGCAUACUAAGAAGUGUAAAGCAUGCAUGAUUCUCCUCCCAUCAUCCCUAGUUCUAGACUCAUUUACACAGAAGAUAAAGUGCCGAUUGUUUCAGGAGAACUUCUAUGUAAGCUCUGUUAAAUGGUUGUGUAAUUGAUCAUGAGACUUCGUGUAAUAUCCUGUACUGUUGUCAUACUGUGGACAGCCAAGGAUAAAAGGGGAUGUAACUGCUUGAGCACAUGCUGCCAGGCAAGAACACAAAUGUGUCGCUCCAGAAAACCAUGGUCUGGAUGUAAAGUCUGGAAGCUAUGGUGUUUCUAUUUACAUUUAACGUGCUUUUUUUAAACACCCACCCACACACCAAAGAACAGUGUUGCAUUUAUUUUGAGAAAGAAGCACACUUGCAUAUCUUCAAACUGGUAGCAUACUCCCAAUCUAGAUCAGGGUCCCAUACAGAUCUCCUGCCACGAAAUCUCCUGUGGCUGCUAUUUGUCGCCAGCACCAGAGGUGCUGUUUACUGCAAAUAGCAUCUUCACAGGCACAUGCCAGCCAGGAGACUAGGGACCCAUACAACUGCUUUCCCUUCAAAAUAAAAGUGGUAGCAUUAAGCGCACUUUUUUUAAAAAAAGUGUGCUGGAUGUAACAUGUAGUUUAUGUAACAUGUAGCUUACUCCUUGGGCCCCACUACAUAGUGUAAAUUGUUAGUGUAAGCUCUGGCACACAUUGGGGUUAACUACAUCAAGUAAUUGGGAACAAGAAUCUGGAUCACAAAAGAUGGAGGAUACAACUCAGUUUUAUUCAGCAGUAAAUCAACAAGCCAAUCCAGUGGUGUCAGCAACAGUAUACAGUGGUACCUCGGGUUAAGAACUUAAUUCGUUCUGGAGGUCCGUUCUUAACCUGAAACUUUUCUUAACCUGAAGCACCACCUUAGUUAAUGGGGCCUCCUGCUGUCGCUGCGCCACCGCUGCGCGGUUUCUGUUCUCAUCCUGAAGCAAAGUUCUUAACCCGAGGUAAUAUUUCUGGGUUAACGGAGUCUGUAACCUGAAGCGUAUGUAACCUGAAGCGUGUGUAACCCAAGGUACCACUGUAAUAAGUUUAGUACAACAAUAUACGUGCGUUCACAAAAGUUCAGCAAUAUAUCUUGUGACUAGAUUUAGUUCUUAAGCAACUUCUGAAGAAGUUUCUAAAUGCUUUUUUAAUUUCUUGUUUCGCUUUCUCCUUUCCUUUAUGAACAUUGGUGUUCAGGCCCUCUCUUCUUGCUAAUAUCCAUAGCCCACUGCUAAUCACAUAAUCCACUUCAGCAGGUGUUCACACAAACCCUGAUCUGCUGAUGAAGGCUUUUUGCCCCAGGAUGUGUACAAAGAGCUCUGGGUGGAUAGAUUGGGAUAGUUAUGAAGUAAGGGAUUAGGGCUCCAAUCCUAAACAUAGCCUAUCACAAAGUAAGCCCCCUUGAGUUAAGUGGAAUAUACUGCUAUAUAUUGAGUGAUAUUUAAUAUCACGGUAGUCUAAAAUGUUUCUUGUCCCUUCUAGCAAUUCAAGCCUGGCACUUAAUCACAUUUUCUUAUUUAGGAGACAUAUCUGUGAAGUCAAUUGUUGACCCUGCUGUCAGAGCAGCCUGGAUAAAACAAAAAGUGGAUCUGGCCAAAAGACAGCAUCUGGAUGGAAUCAAUAUAGACAUUGAACAGGAGGUUGCAAAGUCUUCACCUGAAUACUAUGCGUUAACAGAUUUGGUUAAAGAAACAACAGAAGCUUUUCACAGAGAAAUUCCAGGAUCACAGGUAAAAAAAUAAAGCAGAGAUUACUCUUACACAAAUAUGAAUUCAAUUCCGCAUCAGCCAAAUUCCAUUGAUUCAUCUCAGUGCAUGACAUUAAACACUCUUUUUUUUGACACCAUUUACUGUUGUGAGCACAAAUUUUGGUAUUGGAUAUUGAUAGCAGGCACAGCUAUUCCAUUAAGUGUCAGCCCAGCAACAAAAAAAUAGUAAUAGGCCAGGAAUAAUAAUAAUAAUAAUAAUAAUAAUAAUAAUAAUAAAUAAAUUAAAUAAAUUAAAUAAAUUAAAUAAAUUAAAUAAAUAAUUUUAUUAUUUAUAUCCCACCCAUCUGGCUGGUUUGCCCCAGCCACUCUGGACAGUUUCCAACACAUAUAAAAACAUAAUAAAAUAUCAAACAUUAAUGAUAACAAUCUGAUCCAAUAUAAAACGUCACAAUAACUUUUAAAUAAACAAAUUUAGGAUCUUAUACCUUGUUGCUAAGUAUACACAGAUGAUGCUGUGGUUGUGUCUCCAAACAUUCCAAGAAAUUAACAUGAGUCAGUUAGGGCCUUAAUUUUGAUAGGUUCACCCUGAGUAAAGCAAAGUUGAAGAACACACUAUACGCAGUCUUGAAAUGAAUUGCAAAUUGUGUAUAAUGUACUAAGAAUAUCCAUUCAGAGAUAGAUGUGUGUUUUUAUUUCCCCCCACAGGUGACUUUUGAUGUAGCCUGGUCUCCAGAUUGCAUAGACAAACGAUGUUACAACUACACCGGGAUUGCAGAGUCUUGUGAUUUCGUAUUUGUUAUGUCUUACGAUGAACAGAGUCAGGUGUGGUCAGAAUGCAUAGCCAGAGCCAAUGCUCCAUAUAACCACACCAUAAUGGGUAAGAACCAAAUAUAUAAUAUUUCCAAAAACGUUGAAGCCAUGGAAAUUUGUUCCCACUUUCUUCCCCCCAAGGAAGAAAGCAAGUAAUAAAAAAAAUUGGGGGAGAGGGGGUUGAAAAAUGGAGAUCUGAAGCAGGCAAGAGGAUUUAAGAAUUGUAACAUUUGAUAUAUGAUUGUUCUAGUUGAAUUUCAGAUGGUUGGAUAUAAUAUUAUUAUUUUUGUUAUUUAAUUAGAAUAUGAAAAAUACAUUCACAUGGGCAUUAAUCCAAAGAAGAUUGUGAUGGGCGUUCCAUGGUAUGGCUAUGAUUAUACCUGUCUAGGCUUAAUUAAGGUAAGAGAAAGAUAGCUGAUUUAUUUAUUUAUUUAUUUAUUAUUUAAAACAACUUCUAUUUAUUAUUUAAAAUGCUUACAGAGAUACAUAAUAUAUAAUGUUAUAACUUUCAUAUUACAAUAACAUAAAUAAAUUAUACGGAUAUAUGUUUUCCUUAGAAUCAUUAUUCAAAACAAUAGCAGUGCCAAAUGUUCUUUAUAAAAACCUGCUUAUUUGCAUGUUAUUUUCUCUUCUAAUACAAGUUCUGAUAAUGUUUCAAUGUCCCAAAUAUUUUCAAACCCAUUUUGAGACUGGAGAUGCAGUGCUCUUUGUCUAAGCUUUUGCAAUACUUAUUUUUUACAGUAAAGUAGCCAAUAAGGUAAUAGCUAACAUCUAUGUUUUGUUCACUGUUGUCUCUGAAGUUUAAUUCAGGGGCAUGGAUUAUAGACUGUUCCCUUUUUUUAACACAUCUGUGUAACAGAAGUUGCUUUUGUUUAGGCCCAUGUUUGUUCAAUCGCAAAAGUUCCUUUCCGAGGGGCUCCAUGCAGUGACGCAGCAGGACGUCAGCGCCCAUAUAAAGUAAUCAUGGAUCUGGUAAACAGUUCUAUUUCUGGGAUCCUGUGGGAUGAGGAACAGGAAGCCCCAUAUUUAGAAUACAAGGUGAGUUGUUAAAAGACUUGCUUCCUGAAAUGUAUUUCUUUUAUAAGAAUAUAAAUUGUACAAGUACACCAGAAUCAGAUAGUAGGUGUGUUGAUCCAUUAAGGAAAAAAACCCCAGUGUCACAAAGUGAUGAACAUGCUUUUGAGUUUGCCGGAACUCUUCAGGGAGCAACGUGCUGAACAAAUUAAAAGCUGGGGUGGGAGUGAGUUGGAGAAAGAGAAAAAGUAGGUGAUGGUUGUUUUGUCCCUCAUAUCUAUGAUUAAGAUAGAGAGAGUAGCAGGCAUCAUGAAGACAUAGCUGGAAUAGCCACAUUUGAAUGCAAGACAGAUUACAAGAUGCAUUUUAAAAAAUUCCUCUCCCUGGCCACUUCACCCCACAAACUCUCCACUUGGAUGUGCAUGGAUAUACAAAACGAAACUUGGGCGAACUUGUUAUGUAUUGAAGUUCUCACCCUGGCCACCAGGAGUAUUGUGUAGAUAGUUUUCACACAGGUCCACGUCAGUUGUUUUAGGCGGGAAACCCUGGGUUGUUGUUGCUACAAUGUUGAUAGCCGGCUGCCUAUAAAAGCAGGCUGGCUGAGCUGUUUGCUGUUCAGUUCAGUUCUGUUCUGGCCUGUGAAUAAACAAGAGCUGUUUGAAGAAAUCGCUGCGUCGUCUGCUAUGUUUACCCACUAUUUAACAGAAGUUAUCAUGGUUUUCAUCUUCUAAAGAUGGGGGCGGAGCCCAUAUAGUAAAAAAAAUAAAACAACAGGACAUAUGUUGCCUAGAAAACGAAAUAUAACAGGGGAGGCACCAAGCGGAUCUCUGUUGGAAGGAGUUUUAUAACUGAGGCAUAACUGGAGAAAUGUUCCUCUAAUUGCUCACCACCCAUCUAAAGUGAAAGCAGUUGCCUCUAAUGAUGAUUUCAGCUGCUGGGCAAACACUGCUGGAAAGAUGCAGUCUUUCAGGGACCCUGAUCUCAGACCAUUUACGACUUUUUAAAAUUGUGCCCAGAAGCAAACUUGGAUCUAGUGAAGCUCUUUAAGUAUAGGGGUGAAAAUGCUAAUACCAACCAGCAUCUCUCAACAACCUAGUUGCUGUAUUCUGCACCAACUGGUUUCUGAUUUUUUUCUAAAAGCAGAAGCUAUAACGUGUUGCGUUAAUCAAGCAUGGAUAUUCCUGAUGAAAUGGGUACCUGUCAUGUCUUGGCUGAAGGCUUCAUAUAUGGGAAAAGUAGACUUGCAGGCUUUGCAAAUAAUUAUUGGAAACAUAAACAGUAAGCAGACAUAUUAUUAACCAGUACUCUGUGUAACAUCUUGUCAAUAACCAAUCAUUUUAUAUAGCGUUUAAAAUUUGCAACGGGCUUCCUCUUGCUUUGCCUCACGGUAACACUUUGAGGCAUGUGCCCAUUAGCUCCAUUUUUCAAAGGCCGAGAGAAGUUGUUUUGUCUGAGUAUAUGCAAAGGAGCAUUUGGCAGAGACUUGAGUUCGGCUCUCUUGGAUCCAAGUGCAAAAACCUCUCAUCAUCAAGCUUACUUUGCAGGAGGCAUAUUAAUGCAUUCUCUUUGUUUCACUGUUUUGUAGGACGAACAUGGCGUUUUUCAUCAAGUGUGGUUUGACAAUCCCAGGAGCAUUUCUCUGAAGGCAGCCUAUGUGAAAAAACUUGGCUUAAGGGGUAUUGGCAUGUGGAACGCGGAUUGCCUUAACUACUCAGGUGGCUCCUUAGCACAAGAGCAAACAGCAGCAAUGUGGGCAGCCUUGAUACCAAAGUGACUAAAGCAGAGUGUGUAGUUUGCCUGUUAGGUGUCAUUAUUUUCAAUUUUAAUGCAUUUUUACAUACAGAUAUAAUUAGUUUUAAUUAUCUGGUUUUUAUUUUUUCAAUUCUAAUACAUCUUUAUCAACAAAUAAAAUUAAAUACCUGCUUUAUAUUUUGUUCAGCAUUAAUAAAUAAUGUUUUAAGUACCUU
Podarcis lilfordi (Lilford's wall lizard) is the source of this 8606-nucleotide messenger RNA. The record is from the annotation of a GenBank genome assembly. Lineage: Eukaryota; Metazoa; Chordata; Lepidosauria; Squamata; Lacertidae.